AGCCUUUUGAGCUAAUUAGCUCAGCAUACAACAAAGAUAAGUGAGCCUGGGAGGAGGGCCUCCUGAGGGGUCUUUAGAUUCUGGGAAAUGUCUGAUUGGCAGAUGUUAAAAGAGAUUCUUUGGUAAUCCUGUGCAUCAAUGAGCUGCACAAAUUCAGACCAGGACUGCAAGAAUUCAGGCAUGAGGACACUGUGCAGCAGGCUCGCACAGGCAGACCCAAGAUGGACAGAACCUUGGAAUCCUUGAGACACAUCAUUGCCCAAGUCUUGCCUCACAGAGACCCGGCUCUAGUCUUCAAAGACUUGAAUGUUGUGUCAAUGUUACAGGAAUUUUGGGAAAGCAAGCAGCAACAGAGGGCUGCGUUCCCAAGUGAAGGUGUGGUGGUCUACGAGUCGCUGCCGUCUCCUGGACCACCCUUUGUGAGUUAUGUGACCCUCCCAGGGGGAAGCUGUUUUGGCAACUUUCAGUGCUGCUUAAGUAGAGCUGAGGCCAGACGCGAUGCAGCUAAAGUGGCCCUAAUCAACUCCCUCUUCAAUGAGCUGCCCUCUCGCAGGAUCACCAAGGAAUUCAUUAUGGAGAGUGUGCAGGAAGCAGUUGCCUCCACUAGUGGCACUUUGGAUGACGCGGACGACCCCAGCACCAGCAUUGGAGCCUACCACUACAUGCUGGAGUCAAACAUGGGGAAGACCAUGCUGGAAUUUCAGGAGCUUAUGACCAUUUUCCAACUAUUGCACUGGAAUGGAAGCCUAAAAGCCCUUCGUGAAACAAAGUGUUCCCGACAGGAAGUCAUCUCCUACUAUUCCCAGUAUUCCCUAGAUGAAAAGAUGCGCAGCCACAUGGCCCUGGACUGGAUCAUGAAGGAGCGGGAGUCACCAGGAAUUCUCUCCCAAGAGCUACGAAUGGCCCUGAGGGAGUUGGAGGAAGCCAGGAAAGCAGGACAAGAACUACGUUUUUACAAAGAAAAGAAAGAAAUCCUGAGUUUAGCCCUGACUCAGAUCUACAGUGAUCCUGACACUUCCUCACCCAGUGAUGAUCAGUUGAGCCUCACAGCCCUUUGCAGCUAUCACUAACAAGGCCAGGUCCCAGCUGCCCCCAAGGCGGGCAGAGGCCGGACUGUAACAUUAGGAAGCUAAUAGAAGGAGGUCAUCAGAGGCUUUAGCAGCUAUAGAUGCUGCCUGAAGGCUGUACUAAUUCUCCCCACCCAUUCCAUUCAUAGAAUCUCAGAGUAGGAGGACCCUUAUAGGACCCAACAUGUCACUCAAUGCAAUUUUCCCAUCACACUCUCGAUAGUUCCACCUCAGACUGAAAGGAUGGAGACAGGAUUGCUUGAAAAAUAUUUUCCAGGCCUGGCUUUAACCUGAAGCCUUGUUGACAUGUGCCUUGCUAGAUUAUAUAUGUUGUUUAAAAGAAUGGGUCAAUGAAGCAUCCCCGAAAAGAACACCAGCCAGGACUGGGGAAAAUAGCAUGAUAGCAAUUUAAAAAUACUUGGGAUUAAAUAAACAAUAUGGAUUCUUUUAAAAAAUAUACAGGGGUCAGAGUUUCUUCCUAAGCUUUGUGAGCUACAAGAUCACUUACACUCUACUAGGUGUAAUCCAAAACUUCAGUGAGGAUUUUAUCUGGACAUCCCACUAUCAAAGAUUUUGAACUGGUAAUAGUAUGAAAAUACUAUAUAAAUGUAAUGUGGCUUAAAAUGUCAUAGUAAUAAAAUUUUUUUUCAAUCCACUCUUCCAUAUGGGGAUAAAUAUCACCCAGGAUAGUACCCUCACUUGUAUUCCUCAAGAAGAAUUAAUAUCCAAUUUUUAUGAGUCCUGCAGUCAGUCAUAUUCAUUUUUAAUCGGCAAAUAAGAUUAAUUGAUUCAUUUUUAUUUC
Molecule: messenger RNA, 1869 nt
Organism: Delphinapterus leucas (beluga whale)
Lineage: Eukaryota; Metazoa; Chordata; Mammalia; Artiodactyla; Monodontidae
Gene: LIX1
Product: limb and CNS expressed 1
Biological process (GO): autophagosome maturation
Cellular component (GO): cytoplasm
Source: RefSeq, a predicted model, not a curated record